AUGUCGGAAAAUACGGAGGUUGGAUCCUUAAAGGUGACAGCUUUUCUUUGGGGAGAAAUUUUGGUUGACUUGUCCGGUAGGGGCCAGCAGAAAUUUGGCGACAAUUGUUUGACGGACAAUGAGUGCGGCUUUGCUGGGUCCUAUUGUGAACCGAAGAAGAACAAGUGCGCCUGUAAGGAAGAAUUUGAGGCUACGAAUCAUAUUGACAAGUGCGGACACGCGGCGAAUGUGAACGAGUCCUGUUUCUUCCGCGAGCAAUGCGAGGUGCGAGUGCCGCAAACGGAAUGUCGCGAUGGCAGAUGCAUUUGCCUCUUCGAAAAGAUUCCAGAGAUGCAGCCGGAUGGUGCAAUAAUCUGCGUAGCCGAAGUCAAAGAGCCAACCAAUCUCCGGUACAUCGAUCCGGCGAUGAUCGGCGUUCUCGUUGGCAUGGCACUGAUGUUCGUUAUCAUUUGCGUCGUUCUUAGACUCUUCAGCAAGGCUCGCUGGCGGGAAAACCGUACCAUCUUUAACACCCCCAACGCGCGGCUAAUGAACGUCUCGUUGCUGAGAGAGAACAAGCUUUUGCACGCUCAAGAGAGACGUGGUUCGAGGACAAGCGUACGAGCUCCGUCGAGGCAACCUUCGAUGGCGUCCUUAAGGGCUCACUCGCCGAACGCCUCGCAAGGGUCACGCACAGGAUCGCGACGUGGGAGCCACAACAGUAGCGGGAACGCUUCAGCCAGCUCGAUGAAAUCUAACAAAUCGCCGAAUCAUACGAACAACGUCACCGACCCGGUUCUGGAAAACGUCACCGUCGAGAUUCUCGACGCAAAGGCAUAAGAUAGGAUCGUCUUAGCACAAACAAUCUUGAUCGGCAACAUUCCCGUUUAUCACUAGUAUAUCACCGCGUAGAUUAACGCGCGGCGCUACAUCGCCGUCCGUAAAUAUAUCUUGAAUCAACUAUAAAUAAAAUUGGCCCCUUCAGGUGUCCGUUCAGCGGUUGAAGGGACGAAAAUUAAACGUUCGAUAAUGCAAAUAUCAUCGGUAAAACUACUUCGCCUAGAUAAAUCGCGACGAAAUACCGACGAUUCGAGUCCGACAUUAAGAUCUGGAUAAGGUAUAAAUUAUUAGAAAUUGCGGGAUCGCCUAAAGUAUCUAGUUGCUGCUUUAACAAUAGCAGAGGAACCAUCUGAUUAGAUAGUCCGAGAAAUCCUUUCGGUGUGUUUCUCUUUUGAUAUAACUCGAUAUUCCCUCUAUGUAUCUAAUAGAACGUAAUUGAGAAAGAAAGAUCAUCAGAACAUUGAUUUUUUUAUUAAUUUUUUUACUCGCCGAGAUAGACAAUGUUAAAUUGAAAAAACCGUUUCAGAAAAAAUAGAAGAGAAGUAGGCUUAUUGCAAGAUAGAUACAAACUAUUAAAAACACCUAUUGGCCUGUUUUUAAUAAUAACAGCUAAAUAACUAAACGAUCAUUGAAUGACUACAACAAGUUUGGAUUAAUUGAUCGUGUUUGCUUGAUGAAAUAUUAAGGAACCGUUUCAAGAACAAAGUUUCGUUGACAAAAAAAAUUGAUUGCACACAUUGCGAUUUUAAUACGUACGUUAAAUUACGAAAUAUCGUAAGAGGAUAUUUCGAGAGAGAGAUUAUUUGAAGAACAUUAUUCAAAUAGAUAGUUAGUUGAUGCGAUAGUAGUGAAAUUUAAAGUUGAAAGAGACGAAAAUCAUCAUCAUCAUCAUCAUAUCUCUUUAUAUCUCUUUGUGACAAUUCUAUUAUUCGUCCGACUAUCAGUGCGGUUUCUCGCCCGCACUGAUUCGCUUCAAUCAAUUUUAGAAAUUAAAGCGCGCCGUUGCAACGUAACCGUUGCGGCGACAAUUAUCGAAACCCACCCCUGUAAACGCAAACGCCUUUCGGACCAAGCGGUUUCGGUACCAAGCGCAUUCGAUCGUUUUGUUUAACGAGGACGUAUACAAUUACGUAAUUGGUAUCGUUGUAUGCCGAUGCAUGUUAGAGUCGCAUAGAGGAUAGAGCGAUACAUCGCUCGCGGAAUAUCCAUAUACAUAAAGGACACAUGGAGAUGCUACGUACGAUAUGUACGAUAUAACGCAUCACGGUUCGUUAAAAAAGAGAGAAUGGAGAAUAGCAAUUUGCAAUCGGCUGAAUUGUUGGUACCAUAUAGUAUCCCCGUAUAGUAUUAAGAGAAAAGCAUAAAAA
Molecule: messenger RNA, 2186 nt
Organism: Pogonomyrmex barbatus (red harvester ant)
Lineage: Eukaryota; Metazoa; Arthropoda; Insecta; Hymenoptera; Formicidae
Gene: jus
Product: EB domain-containing julius seizure protein
Source: RefSeq, a predicted model, not a curated record